This is a messenger RNA of Pseudo-nitzschia multistriata, 4611 nucleotides long. Lineage: Eukaryota; Bacillariophyta; Bacillariophyceae; Bacillariales; Bacillariaceae. The record is from the annotation of a GenBank genome assembly.
CACUGCUUGUCGUGAUCAUUAUUUGAGAGACGCGAAUACCGGUACCUCUAUCCCAGUUUUGCUACUCCCCUCUAAUCGAACAUUCCAGAACCCUUCGUUCCGAGCCGGGGACAGUUCAACACGAAAUUGAAAAUGACGACGCAGGCAAACGCUUUAGAUAAAACUUUUCAUCUACUUGUUGAAAGUUCUAUUCAUGAUGUUUCCGAAGACGACAAUUCAGUCUACUCUUAUGAUUAUGCGGAGAAUCGGCAGAUAUCUGCAGCAGAACGCCAGGGUGCUUUGUGCGAACAAUUACUCGCUGAGCUCAAAACGACGCAAAGCCGAGAACCUAAACGACAUAGUUCCGCACAGAACAACUCUAGAGACGAUUCGACUUUAGAGAAUGACAAUAGAAGCAUUCGUGACCUCUUCCCGAACACGAAAGUCUAUGAUUUACUUCCAUCUGUUUUGAAUCCACUUUUAAAUGAUCGAGUAGACACAGAGUGUCUAUUACCAGGAACUCAAGAUGAAACAGCAAACGAAGAGAUUUUGUCAGAAUCCACAAAAGCAGCCUUUUCUCUGACGCUUCCUAGCAUGCAAGCGGGGCGUUUAUAUGCACAUUUGUUAAACCGACCGGGAGCAUUGGGAAGUGGCCUUGUCGAUUUAGAACCCCUGACAGCAUUGUUGGCUUUGGUCCGUCGCUGGACAGUGGAAUGCUGUGGACGAGAGCAGUUUGCUCUUGUGUCAUCUUCUGGAUCUUCAUCGACCUUCGAUUCAAUGACGUACUCUCCUUCCAAGUCCCCCCCUCAAAAGCGGAGCCGCAGGGGUAGCAGAAGUAAUCGUAUGAUGAAAUCACGACAUGACAACUUUGAAGAUGGAGAGAACAAUUCGGAAGAACAGCAGAUUCAUAAUGUUCUAGCCAUGGGGACUCUAGUCGCUGCGGAGAUUUGCCAAAUUCCGCAGCAGCCCGAGUUUGCCAGCUGGUCAUCUGAAAGUCGUGAGGUUCUAAUAGAAGCUACAUUGGUGUCCAUCGGAACAGUUGCUGCACUCCUAGGCAAGAAACGCAAUACAAUCGACACAAGCUUCGACGACAAACGCGAUAACAACAGGGACAACUUGCUGCAAAAAAUGAUAAUAUCUCAAGGCCAACAGGCAUUUGAACAAUGCUUGGUUGUGGUUAAUGAAAAAGAAGAUCAAGAAAAUGAUGACCCUCAGAGGCAGCAGCAGCAACAUCAACAAUGUCACGAGACAGCCAUCAUCAUUUUGAGAGGCCUCAUGCAUCUUCUGCAACUAAAAGUCGUCUUGCCCAAUGGAGAGAGGGGGAAAAUCGAAGCUUUCACAGCCGCAAGUAAAAUAAUGUCAUCGCUGAUGAGAAAAUGCAACCUAGCAUGGGUAGCAUCAAAAGAAAAGUGCGAUUCAUCUUUAAAAAACAAAACGCCAAGUCGGGUUGAACGACGCAGAUCAUCGAUUGGAGGGGUCUUAAAAAUACAGACACCCCGGAGCACUAUCUCUAAGAGUAGGCGAAAAUCUUUGGAUGGAGGUUCCACGCCCAUGGUAAGUCCUGUAUUAAAGAAAAAGCACAAUAAUGAAAACAGAGGACUUCCUUCGGGUACUAUAAAUGGGGUAUCAAAGGUCAAUGAUAAGCCGCGCGGUAUUCAGGCUAUAUUUCUGGGACUGCUGCAAAAGCUCACCACGGGAAGAGUUGGUUUAGAGAAAGCAGCCUUGCGAAGAAGCACCGUAGAUACGAUACAAUCUUGUAUGAAAUGGUUGCCCCAUGCGGAACGGUCUCAUUUCUUAGAAUAUAUCAUUAAGAUAUGCCACUCUAAAGUAUCCGUGCACAGAUUGGUGGCGUGUGAAAUCAUGGGAAAUGUUUUGUUUCAAGAUUGGAUAGCUGAACACGAAAAUGACUUAAUUAGCAAGGACGAUUAUGACGAUCGUUCCUUCUACGACACCAACGAAGAAAAAGAGACCGGGGACAAAAAUACAGGAAUUCAAUUGCCUCAAGCUCUCUGGAAAGCGUUACAAGGUAGAUUGAUGGAUCGUAUUGCUGCCGUUCGCGCUUCCGCAGCCAAUUCCCUAGAGAAUGUCAUGACAGAAAUCCAGAAGAACGAUAAAAUUUCCGUCUGCUACAACAAGGGAGAAAGUCUUCUUAUUGCGUUGCGGAAGCGAGCAAUCAAGGAUGAAACGUCAACCGUUCGCAAGGCUGCUGUUCUAGCUCUUACAAAAGUUCUAUUGGCACAAAAAGAGUACAUUUCGUCGUAUUACAUUUCUGCGAUUUGCGAUCUUUGUCAAGAUUCUAGUCUUCUGACCCGCCGAGCAGCUGCCGAAGCGCUGACUACUCUUCUGAAAGCCUGCAUCAGUCCCCACCAAAACGAUGCAUCUAUUGAUCUUACUGAAGAUCUUUAUGACGUGGGGCUGAUUGAGGAGGCGUGGUCGACCUGUGUAUUGCCAAUGGUUCUGGACGAAGAGACAUCCAUUACGGCUAGAAAUGCUUUCCAUAAAGUUGUCAUUUUACCAAUUGUAGAAGAAGACGACAUCAAUGGCACACAGAAAAAGCAAGUUGCUUGGCGUAUCCUUGCGAACGUGGGGAACUUGACAUGUCGGCAAGGUGCCUCGAAAGGUGCUUUUCAAGCUCUACAAACCGCCCUCUCUCAUUUGGGUCGCGAAGAUCCAAAUCUGAUCCAUAUUGAGUUGUUCGAAAUAGUAACAUAUAUGGCUUCUAGCACUCUUUCCCAAAGCGAUCAUCAUUCAGAGGUUAAUGCUGUCGGAGUUUGGUCCCUUCUGGAGGCACUGCUUUGUAUUGAUUACAAUGGAACGAGAAAAUCAUUCCGCACUUCGAAGAAAAUUGACCUUUCCUUUUGUCUGUCGGCCUGGAAGGUGAUGAUUGAAAAACAUUCUUCCAUGCCCAAGUCGGCUCCACAUAGGAGCACCUUGAAAUCAUCCCUGGUUGUGCUUUCAAAGAUAGCGAAUACUUUUGCUUCUACAGAUUCCGACGAUAUUUUAUUGACAUUGAACCAACAUCUGCUGGGAUUUCAAUUUCCUCCCGACGCAUUGGGACCUGCAAUCAGUGCCAUGACUGAACUAACGAAACGAACGAAAUCUGGAGAGAACAGCAAUGAGUCCUGGAUAAAAGGUAUUUUUUCUGAAAGUGAAAAAGAAAUUAAGCGCUUCGUCCAAGAUGCGAACGCUGACUCUAGUGUCACAGAAUUUCGCAAACCGAAGUUGUUACGCGCACUAUUUUCGGUUGGAGAGGCUUCAAUGAUUGGAUUUAAACUAGAUGAUGAUGGAAGUUCUCCUACUCCGCUGUUCUUGAAGCCAUCGAAGCGGUUAAAAGAGCUUGUUCAAAUCAUUGUUUCGGGUCAUCUUCCAGGUGCUGCGAAACCAAGGAUUUCUUCAGCAAUUCGGGCUCAUGCAUUCACCGUGCUUGGAAAAUUUUGUUUGAGGGACGAAGAUCUUGCACGGCAAUCAUUGACUCUAUUUGCCCGCGAGCUACACCCAUCACUCCCAAAUCCGAGUCAGUCUGUCCAGAGCAACGCACUGCUUGUAAUGGGCGAUCUUUGUGUCCGAUAUACGAACAUGACAGACCGAUAUCUCCCUACCAUGGCGUCCUGUCUCCAGAAUGGAUGUACAAGUGACAUUUCCGUAUUAGAAAGAUCCUCAGUUGUACGGAAGCAUGCCGUUCUUCUCUUGUCAAGUCUGCUCCUACAAGAUUACAUCAAAUGGAGAGGCCUUUUGUUUCAUCGUUUCCUUGUUGCUUGCUCGGAUGAUGACGAAGAAGUUGCAGUGCUCGCAGAAUCUGUUUUGUCCGGACCAUUAAUGGUGCGAAAUCCAAAAAUAUUCUUCAACCAUUUCGUUGAGUCUAUUUUCGUGUUAAACAGAUGUGUAGCUCAUCCUAUCUACGUCUCUGCAACUCGUCAAGGUGAUGGUGGGAGUGGUAUCGCAGUCGGUUUUGACGGGAUCAAUUUAGAUGGAAAGGAAGGAGAAGCAAGACGUAGAAACAUGUACAACUUCCUUCUCUCGAAACUUACAGACGAAGAAAAGAUCGGGGUCACAGCACGUUUGGCGAAAGAGGUGUUGGGCGAGGCAGUAGGUAACGAAGGAGAUUUAUCUCAAGUCUGCAAAAGGCUAUCGCCGCCGGAUGAAUCAAGUUCGCCAAGGCUUAAAAGUGCAUGGAACGUUCUUUCUGACACCCUUUACGUGUUAACAAAUAAAUCAAUCAAAGUUGGAAGGGUUCAAGACGAGGUGGACGGGGGCAUUGACGAUCCAAAUCAAGUCGUCAAUCCGUCGCGUCAGGUGAAUGUAGCCAAGACUCGUCUACUUUCAAAAAUCAGCUUAAAGCAUAUGGUUGAAAUAGUGCUACCAAUUCUUUGCAAUCUGAAAGUCAAACUUCAAGCAAGUCGUUCUCCCCUUCUCAAGGAGCUGAUGGCUUAUUUACUUGAAAUCUUUAGAAAUCACAAAGUUGAAGUCAAGGAAUUUCUUGCAAACGAUCCUACGUUACUGCAAGAAAUUGAAUACGACUCACGCAAGCAUGCCAGCAAUAGUGAGGUGUGAAAAUGCACUCUCUAAACAUUUAUACACAUGGGUACUUUGUAGUGCAUGAACAAGGGGUAUCAAUAAAUUUAUACUUUGUUU